UUUCUAGUGAUCGGAUAUGUAUAUACGCAAUAUUCUAUAAAUCAAAUAUAUCUAUGUUUAUUUUGCAAUAGUUAUUUUAUAUUUUUGUUUUAUGUUAAGAACGACAUAUGAAUAGUUGCCUAGUCUAUUAUUGUUACGUGUUGUUCUUGGAUAUGUACUACAUUUUUUAAGGAAUACUUUUUUAAUAUAAGAGACAAACUAUUAUCUCUUCUAAAAUAAUCUGUGGUAAACGGAUGAUGUCUGGGGAUUGGAGGCGUGACUUGAGAUAGAGUUAUCAAAUCACGGCAAAGAUUCGUGAGAAAACAUAAACGAAUUUUCAAAUCAUACGACGACAUAAGACUAGUUGUCAGUUUUACGUGCUUCACGUCUGUUACCUGGAAGUAAGAAUGGAGACAUAUGAAAGUGUUUUACUUGUUAAAUCUGAAGUAUUUGUAUUUAAAAUACCACCAAGGUCAACUAAUAGAGGUUAUCGAGCAGCUGAUUGGAAUCUACAAGAACCUUCGUGGACAGGACGAAUGAGAUUAGUAUCCCAAGGAGAUGCUAUUGCUAUAAAGCUAGAAGAUAAAAUUACAGGUGAACUGUUUGCAAAAUGUCCAAUUGAACAAUAUCCUGGAAUAGCAGUUGAACCAGUUACAGAUUCUUCUAGAUAUUUUGUGCUAAGAAUUCAGAAUGACAAUGGACGAUCUGCUUUUAUUGGAGUUGGUUUUUUAGACAGAUCAGAUAGUUUUGAUUUAAAUGUUGCUUUACAAGAUCAUUUUAAAUGGCUUAAAAAUCGUGAUCAAAUAGAAAAGGAGAAAGAAACACCAAAACAAGAAUUAGAUCUUCGAUUUAAAGAAGGAGAAACUAUUAAAAUUAAUAUGAAGAUAACUAAAAAAGAUGGCAGUGAAGUUGUAUCCAAAUCAAAACAACGACCUAAUUUAGGAGUAGGUUUGCCACCUCCACCAGGUGGUGUAAAAAUUGCUCCACCUCCUGCCAAAACUCCAACUUCGUCCCCAGCUCAUAAAUCAGUUCAAAAUCCAAAUCAAGCAUCUACAGGUUCAGAAUGGGGUGAGUUUGCUAGUGCAUCCCAACAAUCAUCUGGACCUAGUACAACUGUAGCAAAUGCCAGUUGGGUACAAUUUUAAUUUGAUAACAAAUAUAUCAUCUUUGGUAGCAUAUGCUAUCUUAUACAUGCAUACAUGUAUAAGAUUACAUUUGCAUGUGUUCUUAAAUAUAUCUACAUUGUUAUCUUUUAAGAAAUAGUUUAAUGUUAAUCAAGGAUGCAUCUAUGUAUGAUGCAUAUAUGAACUCUAUAUGAUUCAGUACUUAAUAUAAUGAUUAUAUAAGAUUUUAUUUUUUUUUUAUUACAACAUAACAUUAAUCAAAAAAUAAAAUUCCUGUUGCUUGUUUUAUUUAAUUUUCAGUUUUAUUUAUAUUUCACACUUUACUGUUAUUAAACAAAACUUAUCUCAUAGAUGCAUUCUUUUCUGUAGUCCUUGAAAGAGUACAGGCGUGCACAAUAAAUAUUGUGUCCAAGUCUCUGAUGUUUGUAUAUAAUAUAAAAACUAAAGAGCCUAAUAUUUCAGUAUGCCUUAAGCUUUGUGAGACAUUAUACUUCUAAAAAUUACUUACGAGUCACACAAAUUACGUUGUACAUAUGAUUAGCUGUGCAGAAUUUUUUAAUAUAGAUCUUUCAUCAUAUUAUUAAGAUUAAUAAAGUGUAAACAUUAUCAUUUCUUUUAAGAAUAGAAUUGUGGUAAACAUUCAGAUGUAUUAUACUCUAAACUAACUUAAUUUAAACUUGAUAAAAAUUGUGGAAUAUGUACUUGUACAACAGGUACUUGUAAAGAUGUAAUGAAGUAUUGAAAAUAGUAAUGCAUUGUUCUCUAAAAUUGAUUCUAAAUAUGUUGAAACAAAAAUGUUUAUUUUUGUUUAUAAAUGUCAAAAAUAAUUAAAAACCAGAUACAUGAUAAAUUUUCUCUUGUACAUACUAUUAGUAGAAUACAAAUUUUUAGAAGUCUUUAAAAAUGUUUAACAAGAUUUAAUUAUAUGUUUUAACACUAUAUGUAUUAUAAUUGAAUCAUUGCCAUUCCAGGAUUUGCAUUUUCUUUAAUAGAUUAUUCUAGAUGUAUAGGAUCAAUGUGUAUAAUGAAGGUUUAUUAAUUUAAUUAAUGCAAAGAUUGCCAACAUGUACUAUGGUGUAUAUUUUUAUCUGUAGAUAUAAUAAAUCACAUAACCACUA
Molecule: messenger RNA, 2221 nt
Organism: Vespa velutina
Lineage: Eukaryota; Metazoa; Arthropoda; Insecta; Hymenoptera; Vespidae
Product: NECAP-like protein CG9132
Exons: 4
Coding region: 387-1124 (245 amino acids)
Biological process (GO): endocytosis
Cellular component (GO): clathrin vesicle coat; membrane
Source: RefSeq, a predicted model, not a curated record